CCGCCGGGCUAGCCUGGGAGACGUAAUGAAUUAUUCAUAGGGAAGCAUUUGGCCCCGCCCAGGAAGGGCUCCUUGAUUAUUCAUUAGCCCGCGGGAGUGCGUCGCUGCCAAAAAAGUCGGUUAGGUCCGGAUGAGGACGAGGCGUCGACCAGGCGAGGUUAUAUUUGUUGAAAGAAUCCCACAAUGUCUACUUCUCAGCUUUGCCGCUCCAUCAGAAAACAAAAGGUAUCUAAGGGAACAGUUUUCCCAUCCCAGAUCACUAAUGAACAUGAAUCAUUGAUAAUGGUGAAGAAACUUUUUGCUACAUCUAUCUCAUGUAUAACAUAUCUAAGGGGCCUGUUUCCAGAGAGCUCUUAUGGAGAACGUCAUUUGGAUGAUUUCAGUUUAAAAAUCCUCCGAGAAGACAAAAAAUGUCCUGGGUCACUGCAUAUUAUUAAAUGGAUUCAAGGUUGUUUUCAUGCUUUGGAAAAGAAAUAUCUACACAUGGCAGUACUUAUACUUUAUACAAAUCCUAAGGAACCUGAGAAUGUUACUGAGAUAUACCAGUUCAAAUUCAAAUACUCAAAAGAAGGAGCCACUAUGGAUUUUGACAGUAGUAAUACAAGCUUUGAAAGUGGAACAAACAGUGAAGAUAUUAAGAAAGCCAGUGUUCUAUUGAUUCGUAAAUUGUACAUAUUAAUGCAAAACCUUGGACCCCUUCCUAAUGAUGUUAUACUUACUAUGAAACUCCAUUACUAUAAGGAAGUGACCCCACAUGACUACCAACCCCCGGGUUUUAAAGAGGGAGUGAACUCACACUUCCUGCUGUUUGAGGGAGACCCCGUCAACCUGCAAGUGGGAUUGGUCUCCACUGGCUUUCAUAGCAUGAAAGUGAAAGUCACAACAGAGGCCUCCAGAGUGUCUGAUUUGGAGAAUAAUCUCUUUCUGGAGAACAGCACUACUGAGAUUGCUCAUCAGGGCCUAGACUGUGAUGAGGAAGAGGAGGAAAGCAGCAAUCAACCCCCAGUGGCUCUACAGAAUGUUGGGAGGACAGGAAGCCUGUUCCCACUGAUGGCCAUGCCAGGCAGAGGUGAGGUUACUUGGUGACUACCAUUGUGGAGGAACCAUCAUCCAUGCAGUCUGGAUCCUGAUGGUGGCCCAUUGUGUAAAAUCAACAAUCCAUUCUGACUAUCAUUGCUGGGGACCAUGACAGAACACUGAAGAAAUUAACUGAGCAGGUGAGAAAGGCCAGACAUCUCACAAUGCAUGAAGACUUUGGUAUAGUGACCUAUGACUCUGAGCUCUCCUCAGGAGUACAACUCUAUAAUGAGGCCAAUAUGUCUCUGAAGUUGCAUGGAACUGCUGUUUUCUUCUGAGAUCUGUGCUGUGAAUGGCUGGGGAAGCACUACUGAAGAUAGUGGCCCAGCCAGUCACUUAUAGCAGAUUCAAGGGCCAGUGAUAGAAAGAACAGUCUGUGAACACACCUACCAUUUUGCUCCUUUAGGAAGGGUCGUAGACAAGAUGCUGUGUGCUGAGGGAAAGUUUACUGUCAUGGAGACUUGGGUGGGCCAUUAGUCUGUAAGCAUGACAGUGGUCCAUUUGUCAUGUGGCAUCAUCAGCUGGGGAGCUGGCUCUGUCCUGCUAUGGAGACCAGGCAUGUUUGCCAGGGUGAAGGUCUUCUUGGACUAAAUCCAAUCCAAAAUCAAAGGUUCAACUUCACUUCAAAUAAAAAAUGAAAACAAAAUUUUAACAAAACAACAGCUACCACCUAUACCGUCAAUAGACAUGCAUUUGGGCCAGGAACCAGAAGAGAGGAUAUGACUCAAGGCAAGAUAUUUUCUAUCCCAGAGGUAGCUGUUGCCAGUCCAGAGAUGACCUGGAAUUUGGAAAGUUGAAUAGGAGAUAUCUUACUGUAUUUGGCAAAUUUUCCUUUGUUUGACCUCAGACACACGUUCUGUGAAUCCAGUUGUUUGUCCCAGCAAGACACAUGUAUAGCUUUUAGUGAAGCAUUUAAAAACAGGUCUUCAUUUUCAUCUCAAAGAAGGAGAGAAAUGAAAACUUGAAGCCAGGCAUGGUGGUGCACUCCAUGGUGGUGUAAUCCCAGAACUCUGAAGGCUGAGGCAGGAGGAUCAUUGCAAGUUUGAGACCAGCCUAAUUUACAAAGUGAGCUCAAGGCCAGCGUGAACUGCAUAACGAGACCCUGUCUCAAAAAGACAAAAAUAAAUAAUAAAUAAAUAAAUAAAUAAAAAAAAGAAAAACUUGAUGAGAGCACA
Cavia porcellus (domestic guinea pig) is the source of this 2252-nucleotide messenger RNA. RefSeq names its product HORMA domain containing 2 (gene Hormad2). The transcript has 11 exons. The coding region runs from base 184 to 1086 and encodes 300 amino acids. The record is from RefSeq and is a predicted model, not a curated record. Lineage: Eukaryota; Metazoa; Chordata; Mammalia; Rodentia; Caviidae.